UUACAAUCCAAAUCACCUGAGUUGUUUCCCUUCCGCGUUUCGUUAGAGUUGCUUAACUCAAGCUUUUACUCCUGGGGUUGAGCCGUGAAGUAACUGAGCCCUGCUACAUCUGAAUAUACUUUUCGAACUAGUUUAGGACCGUAGUGUGAAAAUCAGCAGAAUACACUGAAGUAAUUUAGUCCAGAAACCAAGUACUUGAAAACAGCUGUAACGUAAGUUGGAGAAUUUGUUCACCUGAGCUGCCUGAUCUUUCAAAACAUUUCUUUGUUCAGCCAAGCGAAGUAUGUUAAAUGCUUAUCCGUGUUCCGUAGAACCUCCUCACUCAUCACUGUGUGUCGAUAGUCAAGCAAAGAUGCCUGACCUCGGAACAAUUGCAUUGCUUCACACAACCUUAGCUACGGGAUUCUCGAGUGCCCGACGUGCUGCCUCAUGCAUGGGAUUAGCUUCAACAUACAUCUUGUAAAUAAAUUAAAUAAACAACAGCUGGUAUGAGCUGAGUUCGCACUGCGAAUUGACUAGUGACCAACUUCAAGGCUUCAUGUCAUCGAACAUCCGUUUCUUCCUCAAGAGAGGUUGUGUAAGGAUUCAGAAUUAACCUUCAUUUUCAGAGAAUAUCUUACUCUGCUUCCCAGUCCAUCGUGUUGGAUAGCUACUUUUCAAUUACCAGCAUCCGCUUCAAGGGAAAGCAUAGUAUACAUUCAAGUACGUAUCGGCUAAGCAUGCCUCAAGCGUCUCGAGUAGAGGUCGAUUGCGGUACUUUCACUUGUUAACCAGCAUUUGGAUACUUUCCUAGGGCUUGAUAAAUUUUGAAGAGAACACGACCUCGUAUUUCGAAACCUCUAAUGGGUUCCAGCUACGAUUCGUACUACAACAGAUCAAGUUUUCCUGGACGUGAGAAUUACCUGGAUUAUUCAUCUGGAAACAUGGGCAGUUGCGAGUGCGCGGAGUCCUCCCUGUCGAGUGCAAUGACCUUGCAGGAGCAGCGGGAAAUGUUGAGAUCGGUGUUUCCUGGCCGGUGCAGCGACAACAGCCAGGACUACGAAGACGAUGACGAAGGAUCCAGCCAGAAGUUGAGAUUUACGAAGGCCCAAUUGCGUGUGCUGGAGGAUACCUUCCAGAGGCUGCAGCGGCCAAAUGCGCACCAGAAGAGCACGCUAGCGAUGGAAUUAGGCGUCCAGACUAGGCAAGUCGAGGUGUGGUUCCAGAACCGCAGAGCCCGAGGCAAGGCCAAGCGCAACGAGUCUGACUGUGAAGUAUUACGGCAGCGCUGCCAGGACCUGAUUGUGGAGAAUCACCAUCUCAACUACCUGAUUCAGAGCGAAAGGAUGGGCUAUGACAGCCGCCACCUAACAAGCAACGGCGGGCCGUUACUGCGGAUGGCUCUAUGCAACAACUGCAAGAAGCUCCGCAACUCAUGAUUCAAAGUCUCGUCAAUCGCCUGCUGCAUUCCGUGUCACGAUCAGCGUUCAUGCUUGGAUCGAACGCUCCACGACGUCCAGGAACCUGAGCGUCUCGACAAGGUCUUGUUGGGGGCUCUUGCCUUCAUGACUACCGCUGAGUAUCAUUCAUGAAGUGCAAUUUUUUGGUGGACUAAUAAAUACUACCUUUCCCAAUCCUUCUGGUCUCUUGCGCAGACCGAAAGACUUACCGACCGACCGAACGCCCUACCGUGUCAGUGGAUCCAUCAAGACUGAACGAGGAGGCCGUUUUUUGCAAGUCGAGCUGCUGUCAAGCUGCUUGUUGUUGCAAGAAUGCUCCGCCUGUUGCCUGGCUUGCUGUGACGGUUACUCAGUGUGCAGAUCUCAGGGUGCUUUGUGUAACAUACUACAAUAGUAACGAAAACUGCUACAAACUCAGAGAAUGGCGCAAGUCUCCGGCUUGUCCUCGUGAAUGUGCCAGAGAUGAUCGAUGAGAUAGUGAUUCGCUUUCAAGUUGGCCAGCCGCGGUAGGCGGUCCCUAUGAAUACAUUGACAAGCCUGUAAAUUCCGGAAGUAUGUUUUAGUUUUUGGCCGCCGUAGGCAUUGGAUUUUUUAGCGGAUCCACCGCCGCGAUGAAUGAAAAUUGAGUCUUGGUCUGCAAUGAUUCAAAGCUUUUGAUUUC
Molecule: messenger RNA, 2100 nt
Organism: Physcomitrium patens
Lineage: Eukaryota; Viridiplantae; Streptophyta; Bryopsida; Funariales; Funariaceae
Source: RefSeq, a predicted model, not a curated record